CGAAUGGAAGGUUUGGCGCCCUUGAGCGAGAUAAGUGGAAGAAAAAAAAGAAAGAAGGACCUCUGAUCCCAUUGUUAUCUUGCACACAAACCGUUCGGCCUUCCGAUAAGGAACCGAUUGACUUUGGAGUGGUAGACAGAAAUACGAGCUGGCCAACAUGGGAAGCACUUCCGGAUGUUGGCAGUGCUUGCUAUUGGCAUGGAUGAUGUUCACCGUGACAUGCGACCGCGGCGGAGCAACACUUUGCAACCAGCUGACCAUGCUGGGCGAAGAAUGCCAGUGUGAGGUUGGGCCUCAUGACCGCCUCAUACUGCGCUGUGUGGCUACUCAUGCCAAUACGCUCUACUCGGACCUGGAGCGGGUUACGGAGAGCAACAUUCCUCUGUACGAAAUGCAGGUUCGAGACUCUGACCUCGAGGAAUUGAAGAAAGAAUUUCCGGCUCACAUCAACGAGCACAUGGAGACCCUGACGUUGGACAACACCAAAAUUGGCCAAGUGUACAUUGGUAACAUUUUACGACCAAUGAGGAACCUUAGAAGGGUACGGCUAGAUAACGAAACUGUGCAACAGAUUGACAGAGAAAUGUUCGAGAACUUGGUUCACCUCGAGGAAGUCGGAGUCAAUGGAGCCAACCUCGUGACAGUAAAAGAGAAUGCCUUCAUGUCACUCAAUCUGACCUUGCUGACACUUCGUCACAAUCACCUGACACAAAUACCAAGUGCUGUUACCAAACUGCCGUACCUUGUUGAACUUGAUCUUUUUGAGAAUCCUAUCGAAGUCGUCAACGACCAAGAAGCGCUGGUGCUUCAGUCCACGCUGAAGCAUAUCGAAAGGCUCGUCAUGAAUAAAAUCCAGUGCGACUGUACGUUGGGUAAGGGAGAGUUCCUCAACUGGGUUCGUCGCCGAGGCAUCAGUGGUGUGACGUGCGGGGAACCCUCAUCGCUGCUAGGAAGAGAUAUAACCAAGCUGACCACGAAGCAGAUCUGCAACAGCAGUGCUACAUCUUCACUCGCUGGGAGACUGUUGUUCGUUACCCUCCUGUUGCAUUUUUCCAGACAUUUCACCAGUUGAAGAAGAGUUCGCAGUCUACUGGCCGCAGUUUGUGUUCUCCACAUUUCUCGAGUUAUUCAUUUGCACGUAUAGGUGAAUUUACAAUCACGCGCAUGUUUGAAAGUCAUUGAGAAGGUGCCUUGUGAACUCUCAUAGAAAGGACUGGUGCACAAGUAGAGCAGGUGCUAAAAAAUAGUGACAUCGCAACGCUUGAAGGCUUCCCCGAAUAUCAGGAUUGACGCCUGAGCCUUGGGAAAUUUUCUCAGAAAGUGUGGUCGAAGUGGUAAAAGUAAUAUGAAUGGUAUGCCGAGCAUGUCCAGUAUGACGACACGUGACGCUGUAUUAGAGCUUUUAUUUGAGGAGCCCUCUUGAGCUUUUAGGCUGUUGACGGCCAAGUAUCGAGUGUGUCGGUGCUGAGCACGCCGCGGAACUGGACCGUCUGUCAGGGUAGUGUGUGGUUCUGCCGAAGCAAGGGGAAUUCUAGCUGACCGAGGGCAAGAAAUGAGUCCGGCCCCAGAGAGCAACCAUCCCUAUCGCAGGGAUCAGAACUGGAGCACCUGGACUAUAAACCGCUACGAACCUUUA
Molecule: messenger RNA, 1636 nt
Organism: Ornithodoros turicata
Lineage: Eukaryota; Metazoa; Arthropoda; Arachnida; Ixodida; Argasidae
Exons: 5
Coding region: 158-1072 (304 amino acids)
Molecular function (GO): protein binding
Source: RefSeq, a predicted model, not a curated record